Messenger RNA from Lobosporangium transversale, 513 nucleotides. RefSeq lists its product as hypothetical. The transcript has a single exon. The record is from RefSeq and is a predicted model, not a curated record. Bases 154 to 414 code for a protein of 86 amino acids. Lineage: Eukaryota; Fungi; Mortierellomycota; Mortierellomycetes; Mortierellales; Mortierellaceae.
ACUAUAUUUCUUUGUUCCCUCCUGUGUGUGUGAUCUUUCUCCCUUCCCACCUUCCUUCCUGCAACUACGGCAGAAGACCUCGUAGCAUUUGAACUGCAUGUGCGUGUGUGUGUGUGUGAUCGCUCGGUCAUACUUGGACUCGUCGUGCAUUGCAUGCAUCUCUCCCGCCCUUUUAUGCCUCUUUUUUACUGUUUCAUUUUCAUUGGAUGCUUAAUCGCUUCCAUCGUUCCUUUUUUUUUGUUGUUGUUUCUCGUGCAGUUUGCAUUCAUUCUCUCCCCUUUCUUCUCCAAGUCAGCAAUAAUCUGCAUCACACCACAUCGUCAGAUCCACUGGUGGGAUCUUGUGCGGUUAUUUAUUUUAUUUGGACAUGUUUAUUUGGAACCAAUAAUUGUGGACCUUACCAUCUUCAUCUGACAUUAUAUAAUCUUUUUACCUUUAAUGCAUAUUGCCUUCCAUCUUAGAAAAAAAAAAAAAAAAAAAAAAGUCCAUUUGUCCAUUCAUCAUUAUUCUCGC